Molecule: messenger RNA, 1050 nt
Organism: Manis pentadactyla (Chinese pangolin)
Lineage: Eukaryota; Metazoa; Chordata; Mammalia; Pholidota; Manidae
Gene: TMEM42
Product: transmembrane protein 42
Exons: 3
Coding region: 65-544 (159 amino acids)
Source: RefSeq, a predicted model, not a curated record
AUCGCGGUGCGUGCCCGGCCACGCGGGGACGCAGGACGGGCUCGGGGCGGUAGCGGCAGUCGCCAUGGUCGGGUGGCCGCGUUCUCGCAGCGGCCUCGGGUGUGCGGUCGCCUACCCCGCCGCACCGGCGGGGUUUCUCCCGCACCUCCAGGCAGGCGCGAUGCGGCGCCGCUUCUGGGGCGUGUUCAACUGCCUGUGCGCCGGCACUUUCGGUGCCCUGGCCGCCACCUCCGCCAAGCUGGCCUUCGGCAGCGAGGUGAACAUGGUCUUCUGCAUCUUGGGUUUCAUGGUGAUGGCAACCACUAAUUCUCUGAUGUGGAUGUUCUUUAGUCGGGGCCUCAGUUUCUCCAUGUCUUCAGCCAUUGCAUCUGUCACAGUGACUUUUUCAAACAUCCUCAGCUCGGCCUUCCUGGGCUUUGUGCUGUAUGGAGAGUGCCAGGAGGUCUUGUGGUGGGGAGGAGUAUUCCUCAUCCUCUGCGGCCUCACCCUGAUCCACAGGAACCUCCCGCCAGCCAGGAAGGCCCUUCCACACAAACAGCAGUAGCAUCGGUUGGCUGGACAGACCAGCUGGAAAGACAGCGAUGGUGCAGGCUUUGAUGGGUUUGCAUGUGCAAAGAUUACUUUCUAGGGUGAUCUGGGUGUGAAGCCCUCUGACCGUCAGCCAGAGGGAGGCGCUCCCAAGGGAAGCAGGCAUCUGACCAGGCGGCCUUGAAGGUGGAUAGUUCCAGCUUUUGCAAGGGGAAGAACAGUGCAGCGGUGUUUUGCCAGAAGCAUUCUUGAUACAUCUGCACAGUGCUUUUUAUUCUUGUGCUCCUGGGCCCACCUGGUGAGCCUUGGUGGAUGCUGGAGACCCUGGGGUUGUUCUGCUUCAUGUAUGGACUUGAAACCAUGCUGCAGUUGAAGUCGUGUUGUCUAACAAAGGCGUUUUGUUUGUAAUAUUUGAAUCUGACUGGUGGAACUUUCUGACAGCUUCAUGCUGAUGUAUCAAGCCAUGUGUAUAAUUGUAAGAGAAGGAAACUAGAUUAAUAAAUACUCCUUUGCAAGUUAAAA